AUGGCAUUGUCGCAGGCACGUCGUGGUGAGCGCCAGCCGAAGUCGGCACCGAGCGCUUCAAAGACGGAGAAGAAAGAGAAGGCACCUAAGCCUAAAGCGCCUAAGACCGAAGAAGAUAUCGAUCUUGACGAUGAUGAAGCAUGGCAUGAAGGCGAGGACGAAGCUGGCAUUUCGCAAAAGGGCCUUGAACGUAUGAUGCGUGCCCUUGGCAAAGACGGGCUAAGCGAGAUGGACCUUGCUAUGCUUGAACAGAUUCGUGGAGAUGAGGAGGAAGAGGACGACGACGACGACGAAGAGGAAGAGGAGGAGGAAGAGGACGACGACGACAACGAAGAGGAAGAGAAGGAGGGAGAGGACGACGACGACGACGAGGAAGAGGAAGAGAAGGAGGGAGAGGACGACGAUGACAACGAAGACGACGACGACGACGAAGAGGAUAAGUCCAUUGAUGAGGCUGAGGAAGAAGACGAGGACGAAGACGAAGACGCGUCGAUGUCUGCGCCUAAAGAUUCACUAGCUGCCAGUAUUCUUCGCAGUGGUCUUGUUCCUGAGGAGGACGAAGAGGAAGAUGAUGAUGACGACGAAGAAGACGAAGAAGAAGAAAACAAUGACGACGAUGAGCUGGUUGAAAUGGAUAAGCUAGCAGCCGAUGCUCCCUUGUCGGAGGAGGCGUUGGCGUCGCGUCACAACCGCAUUCGCAUCAAUCGCACAGACGCGUUGGAACGAUUGUACCAGGACUUCCGUUUGGAUGGCCCUAGCUCGCGGGGCACGAUGCCGUGGAUUGAGACUAUGGCGCUUACAUAUGAAAAGACCUUGGCGGAGGAAGUGCCCGAUGCGCAGAACGACUUGGAUCGCGAGCUGGCCUUUUACCGCCAGUCAUUGGAUGCGGCCAUGCGCGGGCGUGAGCGGGUCUUGGCCGCAAAGGUGCCGUUUACACGCCCCAACGAUUACUUUGCUGAGAUGCUCAAGACAGAUGAGCACAUGGAACGUGUUCGUCAGCGCCUGCUGGAUGAGUCGGCCAGCAUUAAGGCUUCAGAAGAUGCCAAGCGCCAGCGUGAGCUCAAGAAAUACGGCAAGAAGAUCCAGACGGAGAAGCUUAUGGAGCGUCAGCGCAACAAGCGGGAGAUGGAAGACAAGGUCAACUCGCUGAAGCGCAAGCGGCAAAGUGGCUUGGAGUUGAACGAUGACGAGUUUGAUGUGCAGCUCGAAGAAGCGCUGGGCGAGCGCAAGGAAACGGCGCGUCGUGCCCGUGGUAAGAUGAGCAGACAGAGCCGUGAUCAAAAGUACGGCUUUGGCGGCAAGAAACGGCAUCAGAAGUCAAAUACGGCAGCGAGCACGGACGACUUUGGCGGUGCUGUACGACGCGGCAAGCCUGGCCAGCGCCCGAAGGCGAAAAAGACACAGCGGCCCGGCAAGUCCAAGCGUGCUGCCCGACGUUAA
This is a messenger RNA of Malassezia pachydermatis, 1440 nucleotides long. RefSeq lists its product as hypothetical. The record is from RefSeq and is a predicted model, not a curated record. The coding region runs from base 1 to 1440 and encodes 479 amino acids. The transcript has a single exon. Gene Ontology annotation, biological process: ribosomal large subunit biogenesis; rRNA processing. NCBI's taxonomy places the organism in Eukaryota, Fungi, Basidiomycota, Malasseziomycetes, Malasseziales, Malasseziaceae. Gene Ontology annotation, cellular component: nucleolus; preribosome, large subunit precursor; nuclear periphery.